AUGUUGUCAAGAUUUAACAAAAUUCAAAUUAAACAACUACCAUGUUUUAUUAGAUUCUAUUCAAUAGCAAGCCCCAAAACAAAAGUUGUUCAAACUACUGAUGAAGCAUUAGAAGGUGUUGGCUCAAACAUCACUUUAUUAUCAGGUGGAUUUGGAUUAAGUGGUGUACCAGAUACUAUUAUAAAUGCAAUGGUCAAUAAUCCAAAUAUAAAUAAUGUUACAGCAGUUUCAAAUAAUGCAGGAUUAGAUGGUAGAGGAUUAUCACAAUUAUUAGUCACUGGUCAAAUCACCAAAAUGAUUAGUUCAUAUAUUGGAGGUAAUCGAACGUUUGAAAAAUUAUAUUUAAAAGGUGAAAUUGAUUUAGAAUUAACUCCUCAAGGUAAUUUAGCUGAAAGAGUUAGAGCUGGUUCCGCUGGAAUACCAGCUUUCUAUUCACCAACUGGUGUAGGUACUUGGUUAGAAGAAGGUAAAUUACCAGUUAGAUACGAUUCAAGUGGUGAAAAAGUCUUAAAAUCAAGUGAACCAAGAGAAGUUAGAGAAUUUAAUGGUAAAAAAUAUUUAUUAGAACCAGCUAUAUUUGGUGAUGUUGCAGUAAUAAAAGCUUUCAAAGUUGAUACUUUAGGUAAUUGUUGGUUUAGAGGUGCUGCAAGAAAUUUUAAUUCAGUUAUGGGUAGAAAUGCAAAAUUAACUAUUGUUGAAGCUGAAAAUAUUGUUGAACCUGGAGAAAUUCAACCAGAAGAUGUUCAUUUACCUUCAAUUUAUGUUGAUAGAGUUAUUCAAUCUACUACACCAAAAGAAAUUGAAAUUUUUACAUUUUCAGAAGAAGAAUCCACACUUGAUUCAUCAUUAGAAAAUCCAAAAUCUGAUUCUGAAUUAAAAAGAGCUAAAAUUGUACGUAGAGCAGCUCAAGAAUUUAAAGAUGGAUCAUUUGCAAAUUUAGGUAUUGGUAUGCCAACAUUAGCUCCAAAUUAUUUACCAUCAAAUAUAUCAGUUACUUUACAAUCAGAAAAUGGUAUUUUGGGAUUGGGUCCAUACCCAAAAAGGGGUCAAGAAGAUGCAGACUUAAUUAAUGCUGGUAAAGAAACUGUAACUUUAGCUCCAGGUGCUUCAUUAUUUGGAUCAGAAGAAUCUUUUGGUAUGAUAAGAAGUGGUAAAAUUGAUUUAACUAUUUUGGGAGGUUUACAAGUUGCAGCAAAUGGUGAUUUAGCCAAUUGGGGAUUACCUGGUAGAGUUAAAGGUAUGGGAGGAGCAAUGGAUCUUGUAUCAAAUCCACAGAAUACAAGAGUUGUUGUAGUUAUGGAACAUGUUGAUAAAAAGGGUAGACCAAAAAUUUUAGAUAGUUGCGUCUUCCCAUUAACUGGUCAAAAAUGUGUUUCAAGAAUUAUAACUGAUUUAGCUGUUUUUGAUAUUAUUGAUGAAAAAUUAAUAUUAAUUGAAAUUGAUCCAAGUAGUAGUAUAGAAGAAGUUAGAGCUAAAACUGCUGCUAAGUUUGAAAUUUCACCAAAUUUAAAACAAAUAGAAAUAUAG
This is a messenger RNA of Lodderomyces jiufengensis, 1527 nucleotides long. RefSeq lists its product as uncharacterized. The transcript has a single exon. The record is from RefSeq and is a predicted model, not a curated record. Lineage: Eukaryota; Fungi; Ascomycota; Pichiomycetes; Serinales; Debaryomycetaceae. Gene Ontology annotation, molecular function: succinyl-CoA:3-oxo-acid CoA-transferase activity. Bases 1 to 1527 code for a protein of 508 amino acids. Gene Ontology annotation, biological process: ketone body catabolic process.